Messenger RNA from Erinaceus europaeus (western European hedgehog), 2911 nucleotides. RefSeq names its product GA binding protein transcription factor subunit beta 1 (gene GABPB1). Gene Ontology annotation, cellular component: nucleus. The record is from RefSeq and is a predicted model, not a curated record. The transcript is spliced from 10 exons. Lineage: Eukaryota; Metazoa; Chordata; Mammalia; Eulipotyphla; Erinaceidae. Bases 327 to 1514 code for a protein of 395 amino acids. Gene Ontology annotation, molecular function: protein binding; transcription cis-regulatory region binding. Gene Ontology annotation, biological process: positive regulation of transcription by RNA polymerase II.
CUGGGAGGUUUGACUCACUCGCAUACCAUGUGUCCUUCCGCGCGCAGCACGGGGGACUUUUCGGUGGGGAUUUUGGGCGCCGACCAGACGCGGCAUUUUCGGAAAAUAGCGCCCUGUGCAGCUGAAGCGCUUUGUGUGUAGCGGGGCCGCGUCAGCCCCGGCCGGCUACGAGGCGCCUCGGGUCCCCCGCACCACCUCCCGCGGCUCCCCCGUCGCCGCUCCCGAAGCUUUUCCAGAAAAAAACAGCUGGACUGUCGAGGCCACUCAGCAUUGUCAUGCAUACAUGAGACUGUGCGUUCACCCCCUGGCUCCACAUUAAAAAAAAUAUGUCCCUGGUAGAUUUGGGAAAGAAGCUUUUAGAAGCAGCACGAGCAGGUCAAGAUGAUGAAGUUCGUAUUUUGAUGGCCAAUGGAGCUCCUUUUACUACAGACUGGUUGGGAACUUCUCCACUUCAUCUGGCAGCUCAGUAUGGACAUUACUCCACCACAGAAGUGCUGCUCCGAGCUGGUGUGAGUAGGGAUGCCAGAACCAAGGUGGACCGAACGCCAUUGCAUAUGGCAGCUUCUGAGGGCCAUGCCAGCAUUGUGGAGGUUUUGCUGAAGCAUGGUGCUGAUGUCAACGCGAAGGACAUGUUAAAGAUGACAGCUCUACAUUGGGCCACAGAACACAAUCAUCAAGAGGUGGUGGAACUCUUAAUCAAAUAUGGUGCCGAUGUACACACGCAAAGUAAAUUCUGUAAAACCGCAUUUGAUAUCUCCAUAGACAAUGGGAAUGAAGAUCUAGCAGAGAUUUUACAGAUUGCUAUGCAGAACCAAAUCAACACAAACCCAGAGAGCCCUGACACUGUGACGAUACAUGCUGCAACACCGCAGUUUAUCAUCGGACCUGGAGGGGUGGUGAACCUAACAGGUCUGGUAUCUUCAGAACAUUCAUCCAAGGCAACAGAUGAAACGGGUGUAUCUGCUGUUCAGUUCGGAAACUCCUCCACGUCAGUAUUAGCUACAUUAGCCGCCUUAGCUGAAGCAUCUGCUCCGUUGUCCAAUUCUUCAGAAACUCCAGUAGUGGCCACAGAGGAAGUAGUUACUGCAGAAUCUGUGGAUGGUGCAAUUCAACAAGUAGUUAGUUCAGGGGGCCAGCAAGUCAUCACGAUAGUUACAGAUGGAAUUCAGCUUGGAAAUUUGCACUCCAUUCCAACCAGCGGGAUAGGGCAGCCCAUCAUCGUGACCAUGCCAGACGGACAACAAGUAUUAACAGUACCAGCAACAGACAUUGCUGAAGAAACUGUUAUAAGUGAAGAACCACCAGCUAAGAGACAAUGUAUCGAAAUAAUUGAAAACCGGGUGGAAUCUGCAGAAAUAGAAGAGAGAGAAGCUCUUCAGAAACAGCUGGAUGAAGCAAAUCGAGAAGCACAAAAGUACCGACAGCAGCUUCUAAAGAAAGAACAGGAAGCAGAGGCCUACAGACAGAAACUAGAAGCUAUGACUCGUCUUCAGACUAAUAAAGAAGCGGUUUAAUUGACAUGAACAUGUCGUUUGAGUUUACUUUUGGUCAAGAAAGAAUACAAUCUUGAACUGUACACAGUGAGGUACAGUCAUGGGAAGACAAGAUAAUACAAGAGACUCCACAAUGACAAUUGGACUUAAGCCAUGAGCUCCGAAUUCUUGUAACAUAAAAUUUUAGAAGUUGUGAAAUGUAUUUAAACUGAAUUCUGUACAUAGUUUUUUUUACAGUUCCAAAUGAGCUGAUAAAGAUUGUUGAAAAGAUUAAAAAAAAAAAAAAAGACCCACACACAAUAAACCACUGGUUUUGUGAAUUCUUUUUGAUUUUAGUACAAAAAACUUAGUUUCUCAAGAACAGAACAGUUUUAAGGGUGAUCGUUCAUCAGACCAAAUGGUAUGUAAUAAUUAUGUAGUGGACUAACGCUGGAAAUACACUUGGUUUAAUCUUCACUAUGAAGAGAAAAUUUCUCCCAGGAAAUCUUUGUACAGCUGUACGUUGUCUCAGAUUCUCUGAAAACGCAUUUUUUUUUAGAAAGCAAAAUUUUAUAUUUGUUUGAUUUCAGCUAUAUCCAAGUAGAUUUACAUGUAUAUGAAGCAAAAUAUUUUUAAAACUUGCUGUUUGUACAUAUUCUGCAUGUUUUAUAAUUUCAAAAUGCAUCACUUGCAUAGGUAUUCUCCCAACAAAGAUGAUGAAAAGGAAAAAAAAACCUUUUAGUUAAUGGUUUAUUAAAACUAGAGAGGCUUAAGAUAGCAGUGGGUUUUUAUUGGGAUGAAAAUGUUCUAAGAAGGAGCAGCUUAUGAGAAAAAUUGAAUUUGCAAACUGCAAAAAAAAUCGCCUUUUUUUAAAAUUUCAUAGUGGGGACGUGAAACUAUAUUCUGUGCCUUCCAUCAUGAUUUCCACAUGAAAGCACUUUAAGGCACUGGGUUUUAAGAUAAUUUUUUUUUUUAAUUCAAAGCAUAUGAGUUUGUGAACUAUUUCAUGGACUCAUUCCCCCCCCCCCAAGUAUUCUUGUGGAAAAAAAAUGCUUUUGUAUGUAGAACAAGAACCUUUUGUACUAUAGUGAUGUUAUAGACAUGUCUGACAUAAUAAUUUUUACUUUUUCCUGUGAAAGCUGUAUGUCUGUGCUGUGACUUGCUCUCAUCACAAUAGUGUUCGAAUUCCACAUGUAUGGACAUUAAACUCUUGACAUACUGGUUUUUUUUUUCUUUUUCUUUCUUUUUUUUUUUUUUUUGUGAAACAUAAUCCCAAGGCCCUUUUUCUUGCUUUAUUUUUUUAAUGUUUGCUACUUUAAGAAAAUGUUUAGCCCUAAGAUCUUUCUAGAUUAUCUGUAGUGUAUAAAGAAGCAAUUACCCUUAAAACUGUACUCUGGCCUACUUUUCUAUUUUACAAUUAAAUAUCUUUUCCACAUAAA